CUCGGAAAGAUUCACGAAGAGCGGGUAACGGGUUAUUGACUCUGCUUGUACCACAUCCACCGCGCUCUAUCCUUCUGUUGCCUAUACCCGCUCAUCACACUAGCUUUCUUAUUUCCUUCUAUCUUCUGACAUUCUCGAGCUCAACGAUCACCAUGACGCUCGACGUGACCAGUUUCAUCGACCGCAAGGGCGGUAACGCCGAGGAGAUUCGCGAAUCGCAACGGAAACGAGGAGAGUCAGCCGAAAUCGUCGACGAGGUCAUUGGGAUGUACGAUGAGUGGGCCAAAAAGGGAUUUGAGGAGAACACCCUGAGCAAGCAGAUAAACGAGAUCCAGAAGCAGAUCGGUGCUAAGAAGAAGGCCAAGGAGAACGCAGACGAGCUAGUUGCGAACAAGAAGACACUCGAUGCUCAGCUUGAGGCAAUGAAAAAGGCAACUAAGGAGUACGAGCAGGAGAUGCGCAAAAAGGCGAGCACUGUUGGCAAUAUCAUCGCCAAGGACGUUCCCAUUAGCCAGACGGAGGAUGAAAACGUCACUCUCCGGACAUGGCACCCCGAUGGUCCUAACGCGCAGGUUGAGAAGAAGACUGACAUCAUGCCCCAUCACGAAGUUCUUCUCCGACUGGACGCUAUGGAUCUUGAUCGCGGUGCCAAGGUGGCAGGCCACCGUGGCUACUUCCUCACGGACGAUGGCGUAGACCUGAACCAGGCGCUCAUCUCAUAUGCCCUAGACUUCCUCCGUGGGCGCGGAUACAAAAAGAUUCAGCCACCAUUCAUGGUCAACAAGGAUGUUAUGGCCAAGACGGCGCAGCUUGAUCAAUUUGACGAGGAGCUCUACAAGGUGAUCGCGAGCGAAGACGAGAAAUACCUCAUUGCUACCUCGGAACAGCCCAUCUCUGCCUUCCACCAAGAUGAGUGGUUCGAAGACCCGAAGACUCAGCUGCCAAUUUACUAUGCUGGUUACUCGACAUGCUUCCGCAAGGAGGCCGGCUCCGCAGGACGCGAUAUGUGGGGCAUCUUCCGCGUGCACCAGUUCGAGAAGGUCGAGCAGUUCGUCAUUACCGCGCCCGAUGCGUCCUGGGAGGCAUUUGACACGAUGCUCGGCAACUCGGAGGCAUUCUAUCAGUCGCUGGGGCUACCAUACCGUGUCGUGGCAAUCGUAUCGGGCGCGCUGAACUUGGCGGCGGCCAAGAAGUGCGAUCUGGAGGCGUGGUUCCCCUUCCAAGGAGACUAUAAGGAGCUGGUCUCGUGCUCGAACUGCACAGAUUACCAGAGCAGACGGCUAGAAGUCCGAUGCGGUCUCCGCUCGAAGGACCAGCAGCGCAAGGUCUACGUGCACAUGCUCAAUGGUACGAUGUGCGCAACCGAGCGUGCGCUCUGCUGUCUUGUCGAGAACUACCAGACACCCGAGGGUCUGAGAGUCCCCGAGGUACUCCGUCCGUACAUGCACGGCCGCGACUUCCUCCCUUGGAAAAAGGAGCUGCCCAAGAACCUGCAGCGCAAGCAGGCGUGAUGGUUACCCCUAGUGGUUUUUCAUCUCUAUAUUUCUGAGUAGUUGGGAAUGUACGUUUCGUAUGACUAUAGACGGGGCCUUGCACGUAUCGGCCUCUUGACG
Molecule: messenger RNA, 1613 nt
Organism: Coniophora puteana RWD-64-598 SS2
Lineage: Eukaryota; Fungi; Basidiomycota; Agaricomycetes; Boletales; Coniophoraceae
Product: serine-tRNA ligase
Exons: 8
Coding region: 153-1511 (452 amino acids)
Biological process (GO): seryl-tRNA aminoacylation
Cellular component (GO): cytosol
Molecular function (GO): serine-tRNA ligase activity; tRNA binding; ATP binding
Source: RefSeq, a predicted model, not a curated record